Nannospalax galili (Upper Galilee mountains blind mole rat) is the source of this 936-nucleotide messenger RNA. RefSeq names its product olfactory receptor 149-like. Bases 1 to 936 code for a protein of 311 amino acids. NCBI's taxonomy places the organism in Eukaryota, Metazoa, Chordata, Mammalia, Rodentia, Spalacidae. The transcript has a single exon. The record is from RefSeq and is a predicted model, not a curated record. Gene Ontology annotation, biological process: G protein-coupled receptor signaling pathway. Gene Ontology annotation, cellular component: membrane. Gene Ontology annotation, molecular function: olfactory receptor activity; G protein-coupled receptor activity.
AUGAAUAAUAUCUCAGUGGUGACUGAGUUCAUCCUUCUGGGCAUCCCUCACACAGAGGGUCUGGAGACCAUGCUCUUUGUCCUGUUUCUGUCCUUCUAUGUCCUCACCCUUAUGGGGAACAUGCUCAUACUCCUCGCAAUUGUCUCCUCCAUGAAGCUUCACACUCCCAUGUAUUUCUUCCUGUGUAAGCUGUCUAUCUUUGACAUAUUUUUCCCUUCUGUGAGUUCUCCCAAGAUGCUGUUCUACCUCUCAGGAAGCAGCCGAGCCAUCUCCUAUGGAGGUUGUGUAUCCCAGCUCUUCUUCUACCAUUUCCUGGGCUGUACUGAGUGUUUCCUAUACACAGUGAUGGCCUAUGACCGCUUUGUGGCCAUUUGUCACCCUCUACGCUACUCCAUAAUCAUGAGCCACAAAGUAUGUGCCAUCCUCGCCACAGGGACGUCAUUUUUUGGCUGCAUUCAGGCCACCUUUCUAACUACUCUCACUUUCCAGUUGCCCUACUGUGGUCCCAAUGAGGUGGACUAUUACUUCUGUGAUAUCCCUGUGAUGCUGAAGCUGGCUUGUGCAGACACAUCAGCCUUGGAAAUGGUGGGGUUCAUCAGUGUGGGCCUCAUGCCCCUCACCUGCUUCCUUCUCAUCCUCACCUCCUACAGCUUCAUUGUCUUCUCCAUCCUGCAGAUCCGCUCUGCUGAGGGCAGACGUAAAGCCUUCUCCACCUGCAGUGCCCACCUCACUGCCAUCCUGCUUUUUUACAUGCCAGUUGUCCUCAUCUACCUAAGGCCAACUCCAAGUCCUUGGCUUGAUGCAACUGUUCAGGUCUUGAAUAACCUGGUCACCCCUAUGUUAAACCCAUUGAUAUACAGCCUCAGGAAUAAAGAGGUGAAAUCAUCACUGUGGAGGUUCUUACAUCCGCCAGGGUUCAUUCCUGAGCAGUUGUAA